AUAUACCAAACCACUACAACUAAAAUAUAGGAUAAAAUACAAUUUGACAUGGAUAAGUUGAAUAAUAAUUUAUAUCAUUAUUAACUUUGAUCUCCAUCCCCUUCCCCUCCUCCUGUGUGAUUCUAGCUAUAAGUGUUAUAGCUACAAACAAACAAAAGGCGGAGAAUAACUUUAUUUGUUUUUUGGGGUGGAUUUUCCCUUGAAGCUCCCACCCUUUCACUAACACCGCUCCUCAAUUUUUUUAUUUGUAUCCUUCCCCUUUGUUUCACAACAUCAACAAACAUCGCCGGGCAAAUAAACACAUAAACUAUGAGUGCUAAUAAAUAUUUAAACAGAUCACAUGUCAUGUAAUACGAUAUAACAAUAAAACGAAUACAAAUAUAUUGUUCUGUUAAAUUUGUUUUAAACAUUUAUUUUUAUAUAUAUUCAGGGGACCUGCCCAACAACUCUUCAUUCAGGUACGUAUAUUCGUUGUUAGUUCUGAAUAAAAGUAUGAAAAAAAAAAAAUCCAUUUAUAUUCUGGAAAAACUUGAAGAACCACAUCCAAAACGUCAUGAAAAGCUGCAUCGCAGAUUGAGGCUCACAGCACCGCCCACUGGUGAGAGGGGAUACUGCGUGAUGACGCGCCACACUGCGCUAGUUACGCAGCUCUCCGUGGCGACGUAAACACGUGUUUUGCCGCUUCCAGGUUAAUUUUUUUUCAUUCCACUGUCAUCCUCGCGCUCUCGCAUUACUCCCUGACAACAGCAGCGAUGGCGGAGCCCGUAGCAUCGGAUGCGGCGGCCACAACGGACGCAGCAGCAUCCCCGACCCCGGGCCUCUAUCCCCUAGCCAGCCCGGGCUCGGAGCCUCCAUCCAUGGCUCUGUCCCCCACGACGGACGGCUCCCAACGGCUGCUCUUCUCCCACGACCUGGUCUCCGGGCGGUAUCGCAGCUCGGUCCGGUUUGGCCUCGUCCGGAUGAUCCACGGCGAGGAGGAUUUUAACUCGGACUCGGACAUCGACGAUGGCGGAGGGAGAGGCGGAGGAGGAGGUGGCGACGGAGGAGGAGGAGGACGAGUCCCGUGUGGCUCGGACACCGAGAGCCCCGUGGACACCCCGAGUCGGCCUCUCUGUCAGGGAUUCGUCCGCGUCCAGUGGUACCCUGAAGGAGGGAAGCAGGACGUCAAGGAGACAAAGCUGAAACUUGAAGAUCGAUCCAUCGUCAUCAGAGACAUUGUGCGAAGAAAUAAUUCUAAUGACAACCAGUGUGGUAUCGUGACCAACAUUGACAUCGAGUGUGCCGUGAAACUGGUGGGAACCAACUGUGUUCUGUAUCCAGUGAACAGCAAAGACCUGCAGCACAUCUGGUCAUUUAUGUACGGCGACUACAUCGCCUAUGACUUCUGGCUGGGGAAAGUGUACGACCUCACGAAUCACAUCAUCCUCAAGCUCUCCAACGGUGCCAGGUGCUCCAUGAGUGUGGAGGACGGUGCCAAGCUUUACGACGUCUGUCCACAUGUCAGCGAUUCGGGUCUGUUCUUCGACGAGGCGUAUGGUUUCUACCCAGGCCAGGUCCUCAUCGGUCCGGCCAAAGUCUUCUCUAACGUACAGUGGCUGUCGGGGGUCAAACCUGUCCUCAGCCGGAAGUGCAAGUUCAGGGUGGUGGUCGAGGAGGUGAAAGUGGUGGAACUGAAGGUGACCUGGAUCACAAAGAGCUACUCUCCCAAAGGCUCGGACAGCGUGUAUCCGCCUGCCUCCACCAUCACACAGGAACAUCUCUGCUGGGUGAGGCGUCUAGGAUACUACGACCACACCCAGAGGCAGCUGGGAGAGAGGGCCCUUUAUGUUUUCCAUGCCAAGGGGGACGCCACGCGCAUCACCUGUGAAGGGCCCGAGGGUGCCCCCUUCCUGCCUGAAGACCCUGCGGCCAGAAAGUUGAAAAGGUUGUUCAAGAAGGAUUCGGGGAAGAAGACGGAAACUGCCGACUCACAAGGGGAGCACAGAUCAGAGCCGACCGACUCGUCUCAUCCCAACAACGGCUCUGUGGCGCCCAUCCAGAACCCUCCGGACUCCCAGAACACCAUCGACCCCUCGGCUGAACACGGGGAGCAGGACGCCGACGACGAGGCGGCAGAAGACACGGACGAUACCAGCUCUCUGACGUCAUCGGCCAGCUCCACAGCCUCCUCUCAGAGCGGCGGCCUCGGGGUCCACCGCAAGAAGAGCGUCCCGCUCUCCAUCCGUAACCUGAAGCGGAAGCACAAGAAGAAGAGGACCAAGUUUUCCCGCGAGUUCAAGCCCGGAGACCGGGUCGCAGUGGAAGUGGUGUCCACAAAGACCACCGCUGAUGUGAUGUGGAAGGACGGGCGGGUGGAGACGGGGAUCCGAUCAAAUGACCUCAUCCCCAUCCAGCACCUCGACAGCCAUGAGUUUUGUCCCGGAGACUUCGUGGUGGACAAACGACCCCAAGCCCUCCAGGACCCGGGAGUGUACGGUGUGAUCCAGUCUGGUGACCACAAGGGCCGAACUUGUAUCGUCAAGUGGAUCAAACUCAACUCCACCAGCGACGACGUGGAGGUUUUCGGUAUGGAGGAGGAUGUCAGUGUCUACGACAUCGCAGAUCACCCAGACUUUCACUUCCGCACCACCGACAUCGUCAUCAGAAUAUGGAACUCGGAGAACGAACGCCACGACUGCGAAAACGAGACGUCGGUCGGCCAGGUGUCCAGGGUGGACGUGAGCAGCAAAGUGGAGGUGGUGUGGGCGGAUAACUCCAUGACCAUCGUCCUGCCACAGCACCUUUACAACGUGGAGUCUGAGAUCGAGGACACGGACUACGACUCGGUGGAGGAGACGAGCAGCGUCCUGUCCACCGAGGAGUGGGAGGACGACAGCGACAGCUGGGAGACGGACAACGGCCUCAUCACCGAGGACGACAGCUGCGUCAACAAUGCCGAUGUCAUCGAGACGUCGACUCCGACCCCCACGAGCUCCGCGGUGUUUAUCAUCCCCCCUCAAGAGGGCAGCAAAGCUGGGGUCACCAGCCCCACUAAAGGAGGCCCCGGAGAGGAGGGAGAAGCCUCGGUGGCUGCUGCCAGCCCUGCUUCUGGAGGAGGAACCACUUCAGGAGCGGAGAAGCCCAGCAAAGACGGGGCCUCUCGGGGCUUCAAGGAGCUGAAAGAGGCCCUGAAGAUCCUGGAGAGCCUGAAGAACAUGACCGUGGAGCAGCUCUGGACCGGCGGCUCUCCGACCUCCCCGACCUCCGUCGAACCCGCCUCGGCAACAAACGUGGUGACUUCGGUGACGCCCACGGCCCCGGAGAAACCGACGAGGGAGAAGCGCUUCCUGGACGACAUCAAGAAGCUGCAGGAGAACCUGAGGAAGACGCUGGACAACGUGGCCAUCGUGGAGGAGGAGAAGAUGGAGGCCGUGGUGGAGGCGGGCGGAAGUGGAGGAGCGGGGCCAGAGGUGGAGCGAGCCGGAGAGGAGAAGCCGCAGCAGGAGCCGCUGACGCCGCUCGGUGCUCAGGAGUGGCCCAGUGAGUUCCUCAGCGACACGCCGGUCCUGCUCCAACAGAGCGGGGGCAAGCCUGGCGUCACCUUCACCAGUGCCAAGGGAGAGGUGUUCUCUGUGCUGGAGUGGGCUCCAGACACUCAAUCAUUUAAGAAAAUGGAGUUCCAGCCAGCGGAGGCAAAGAAGUUCUUCAGCACAGUGAGGAAAGAGAUGGCUCUGCUCGCCACGUCGCUGCCCGACGGCAUCAUGGUCAAAACAUUCGAGGAUCGCAUGGACCUGUUCUCCUCUCUGAUCAAAGGGCCGACCCGUACGCCCUACGAGGACGGCCUCUUCCUGUUCGACAUCCAGCUGCCCAACAUCUACCCGUCUGUGCCGCCUCUGUUUCGCUACCUGUCGCAGUGCAGCGGCCGCCUCAACCCCAACCUCUACGACAACGGCAAGGUCUGCGUCAGCCUGCUGGGCACCUGGAUCGGCAAGGGCAAUGAGAGAUGGACCAGCAAGUCCAGUCUGCUGCAGGUCCUCAUCUCAAUACAAGGCCUUAUCCUCGUCAACGAGCCGUACUACAACGAGGCCGGCUUCGACAGCGACCGCGGCCUCCAGGAAGGGUACGAGAACAGCCGCUGCUAUAACGAGAUGGCCCUGAUCAAGAUGGUCCAGUCCAUGACGCUGCUCCUCCAGCACCCCGUGGAGGUCUUCAAGCAGGAGAUCCAGGAGCACUUUGCGUCCAACGGCUGGCGGCUCGUCCACCGCCUGGAGGCGUGGCUUGAGCUGAACGACGGCGCCGAGAGGGCCCAGGCAUCGCACAUGUCCUCCAGGGCCCAGCACUCGAGGGACCGACCCUCAAUGACGGAGCCUCUGGAUGAGCAGGGGCCCGUGGCGGUGGCUCACAGCAGCCCCAGCAAGCUCACCGGGGAGGAGGGGGUCAUCGGAGCCGGAGUGAGCAGCAUUAUGGAGGAGGAGCUAGAGGAUUCAGGGCUGAGUCCCUCCACGACGGCGGCCUCUCAGCCGGAGCUGAGCCAGAACUCGGACUGCGACGGCAUCCAGGGGAGCGGCGUUCUGGGCGGAGAAAACCGAGCGGCCUCCAAAGUCGCCGGCUCUGUCGUGCGCAGCGGCGCAUCGGAGUCGGGUUCAGUCGUGGUUAGCGGAGGAGGGGCGGGCGCCGCGGGGAGCCAGCCGGUGGUGCGACCAAAGAAACGGAGAAAGAGCUACCGGAGUUUCCUCCCGGAGGGCAGCGGCUACCCGGACAUCGGCUUCCCACUCUUCCCGCUCUCCAAGGGCUUUGUGAAGAGCAUCCGCGGCGUGCUGCUGCAGUACCGAGCUGCGCUGGCCGCCGCCGCCAUCCCUCAGCACACAGAGGACAACGUCUCUUCAGAUGAGUGUGAUGGAUAAAGUGGGCGCUCACUCAUUUGCACAAACCGACGGGGGCUACGCCGUCACACGGGAACCCUCAUCUGGUCAAGGACACAGGUAAACACACUUUACUGAAGGCCAUCGCGGACUCUCACCUGGCCUCAGCAGGACUUUGACUUUAGGUGUUGUGGUUUAAAAAAUUGAAAAACCGACGCCAUGGACCCUCACCCACCCUCCUCACCCACCCAGCCUCCAGCAGCACUAUGCCAUACUGGUUUGGGAUUUGCUGGAUGAACCACUCAAUCGGCCUUGGAAACGUAUCGAUGGCUGAAGAGCUCUCCCAGCUGCGGCUCCCUGUAGCACUACUGAUGACAUCGCCGUCCCAUCCUGCACUCCAACAAACGAAUACGCCCAUUCUGCUCUGGGAGAGGGGGCGGCUUCUCUUCAAAUGGAAAUCACUGGUUGUACGCUUUCUGCCAAAAUGUUCUGUGUUCUGUUUCCAGACGCCAGCCAGGCAUAGCACGGCAGUCAGGUGGCGCUCUGCUCUCCGUCUCUGCGUACGCGCUCCAGUCGAAGCUUAACGCGGCCGCCGCCUCCACAGACGAGAGGGACGUUCACUUUCUGUAGUAUUUAGCGAAGGUCGACCAAAUGGAACGUGUGCUUUUUUGGUUAUCGUGCUCUUUUAAGUUUUACUCCCAGAGGCUGAAGUGUAGGUUUCAGAGCAAAGCUUUACCCACAAUGCUCCACUUCCCUGCCGGAGAUGAACCCCCAUCACAUGGCACAAUUUAAAGAAUAGAAUAGGAAACGACCCACACACAGCAUCCAUAACGUCACCGCGUGUCAACAUGUUGCCUUACUUGACUUGUUCUUACUGAUCUCAGAUCGUCGUGUUCUUGCGGCUCGCGGCGACACGGGCCGAGUCACGCAAACCACGAGAACCUGAUCCAGUGUUCUCUUCCUCGAUAGUGCAGAUCUCUGAUCAGUUGCGUCUUUUGCUGUCGAUUUAUUUUCCUCCAAAUUGCACGUGCAGAGUUUGAUACCAUUAGAAGACAAACUACCGUGAGACUGAAGGUUUGUUAUUAUUAUUUUUGCUUUAUAAAACUUUUCUGUUACCUCGUUUUUUUUUCUGCCGACUUCAGCGUCUGAUCCCACGAAGGCGACCGGCGACCCCACCGACGAGGGGAAAUCUCACGCAGACGAAACUUAAACUGACGACUCGUCUGCGAUCGGCUUUUCUUUAGUUCAAUCUGGAUGAAAGAAAUCCAGGUUUUCAUCACCAAGUUCCCGUGACACGUUAUGAAAGAAAGUGAAAAAGUAAAACUCCCCUUUGGGUCCAAUUGUGCUUCCUUGGAAACUGAGAGCAGUCUUUGUUUACAUCUUUUUAAAUAACUGCAUCCCGCCUUCAACAUAAUGCUCUUUUCUUUUUUUUCAAGAUAUAAAAUUUCUAUUAUUAUUAUAAUGCAGGUCAGACGGACCCCUUGUGCUUGCGAUCCCCUGUGAAUAAACAAGAGCGCUGGCUGUCUGGUAUUUUACUUGAACUAAGAACCUCGAUGCUGAAGUGUUUCUGGAUGAGUUGUGACGGAGAAGAUCAGAACCAAGAGCCGCCGUGUUUUAAAGAGACCUGUCUGACUAAAUGGUCACGAAUGAGGGUAUUUUGCUUUGCUUUGUCUUCCAUCCCCUCGUCCGCGACUCUUGCUGCUGUUUGUAAAGAAAAAUACAAUUUAACAACAAAAAAAGUGCCAGUUGGAGCUUUUGUGUCUUCAGCAGUCGGAGGACACAGAGUUUGGCUCUCGCUCGCGGCUCCUUCGGUUCAUCCGUUUGUCCUCGGUUGCAGAAAUGAAAAAUGUGAAGCCGUCUGUCAAUUUCGACGCGAAAAUCUGGCAGGAUAUCAAGCACAUGAUGUACAAUUUUUUGUGUGUGUGUAUUAUUCAAAUUUAAACCAUUGUUCCUAUUAUCACUGCAAGACGUUUGUUUUACAGCCAAAGCAUGUAACAUGUUGCUUUAAGCCUUUUGACUGGGCGACGCAAGACUUGACGAUGUCGACAUUUCCAGUGGCCUGUUAUUGAUAUACUUAAGAAAAGAAAAAAAAACUGGUUAUGAUUUGUAGCCUGAUUCCCUCUGUACAGAUGUCAUGACUAUAUUGAAAUAUAUAAUUACAUACGGUAUAUAUUUAACACAAACCUGAGUUCUGACGAGUGAAGUGGACGCUUGGGUUAUACGUGUACAAAUUGCUGAGUAUUGUACUUAUGAUUUCAUUUUUUAAUGGUUUACUUUCAUUGCAUUAAGACAGCUGUAUAGUGGUGUAUUAAACUUUGCAAGCAGUA
Molecule: messenger RNA, 7168 nt
Organism: Pseudoliparis swirei
Lineage: Eukaryota; Metazoa; Chordata; Actinopteri; Perciformes; Liparidae
Gene: ube2o
Product: ubiquitin-conjugating enzyme E2O
Exons: 23
Coding region: 753-4883 (1376 amino acids)
Source: RefSeq, a predicted model, not a curated record